AUGAGGCUGAGCAUACAAUUUGCUAUAUUACACACUUGUAAGAUAGAGACAACACAUGCAAGCAUCACAUCCUCUUACCUCUCAACGAGUCAAGAUGAUAGAGUAUCGGUAACACCUGCACGUGUAACGGAGGGUGAACGUUUACAAAAUUAUCGUGCUAAAAAAAAAGAGCAGAAACUUCAAAAUAAUCAUUCCGAUGCGAUAUUAACACUCUCCCCGGUACCGUUAACAAAUGCUGAGCGUGCAAAAAAUUACCGUGAAAGACAAAAACAAAAAGAACUUGGAAAUAAUCUUGAUGAAAUAGUAGCAUCAUCUCCUGCACGUGUAACGGAGGCUGAACGUUUACGAAAUUAUCGUGCUAAAAAAAAAGAGCAGAAACUUCAAAAUAAUCCCGAUGCGAUAUUAACCCUCCCCGGCACCGUUAACAAAUGCUGA
Molecule: messenger RNA, 435 nt
Organism: Macrosiphum euphorbiae (potato aphid)
Lineage: Eukaryota; Metazoa; Arthropoda; Insecta; Hemiptera; Aphididae
Source: the annotation of a GenBank genome assembly